GUCCAGUGGGUACGUGAGCUUCUGGCCAGCGGCGGGCGAGGCAAGGCGGUGGUAUACGCCACGUCAAUCGAGCGGGUAGAGCGUUUAGGAUCAGUGCUGGGGUGCGCCACGUUCUUCAGCGACGUCGACUCGACAGAGGGCAAGACGGCUCGGCUCGAGGCGUGGCGUCAAAGCAACGGGGCCGAGGGCGUCGUAGUGGCGACGAACGCAUUAGGACUGGGCAUCGAUAUCCCGGACGUACGGCUCGUGAUCCACGCCGACAUGCCAACGGGACUCCGCCGAUUCGUGCAGGAGAGCGGGCGAGCGGGGCGCGACGGGCAGCCGAGCGCAUUAGUCGUAGUA
This is a messenger RNA of Colletotrichum phormii, 342 nucleotides long. Its product is annotated as P-loop containing nucleoside triphosphate hydrolase protein. Gene Ontology annotation, cellular component: chromosome; nucleus; cytoplasm. Lineage: Eukaryota; Fungi; Ascomycota; Sordariomycetes; Glomerellales; Glomerellaceae. The annotation marks the transcript as partial. Gene Ontology annotation, molecular function: four-way junction helicase activity; 3'-5' DNA helicase activity. Gene Ontology annotation, biological process: double-strand break repair via homologous recombination. The record is from RefSeq and is a predicted model, not a curated record. The transcript has a single exon.